AUGUCGAAGCUAUCGCCGACGCUCAAGUCGCUCAUCAACGCCGCGCACUCGCGCCCAGGCCCCGUACCAGCACCACCGAGAAUCCAGGCUGUAUACAAACGGAUAGAAGAAGAGGCUACCGAGCGCAAACUCGGGCGACCAUCAUGGCUGGGCAUUUCUACCGCCGCGACCAUGACGAUGAACUCGCCGGAGUCCAUGGUCGCCCUGUACAACAGCUCGACUGCAUCCAGACCCGAGAGUGAAGGCGUUGCGACAGCGGAAUUCAUGCGCGAGAUUGGGCUUAAGUGCAUAGGCUUCAAUGGCAUCCCACGCACAAUCAACAUGCUCAACGCCUUCCGCGCCGAACUUCCUUCGUCGAUCGCUUCCAAGCUAAACACCAAGCCUACGCGCUUCCCAGACCCCUCCAACGUUGAGCACAUCAACAACCGCGGCCGCGCUCUUUGGAAUGCCAUCUACCGCCCAUUAGAAACCAAACUCGAACACAAACUCGGCGAGGCACACCCCGAUCUGCCCGUCUUCAUCAUCAACAGCGAAUACGGCGGUCUGUUCACAGACCCUCCCCGCAAGGAAGGAGCUACCGUGGGCCGAAUAACCACCAGUCUGAUUGCUAUCACAUGCUUGAGGGCACAACAAGGAGUUGGACCACAGGUGCUCAGUCAUGUCUUUGGGCUGAGGAAGGCUUGGGAAGACGGCACCUGGAAGCAAGAGCCUGAAGCGGGAGAAGAGGAGGGAAUCAAGUGGCUAGUUAGUGAUGAAGGAUGCACAUGGGUGCUGGAGAAGGUCGAUGAGCUUGUUGAAGCUCUCGGCGGUGGACAGGGAAGCACAUUUGCGCCCGUCAAGUCCAAGUUAUAA
Molecule: messenger RNA, 852 nt
Organism: Alternaria incomplexa
Lineage: Eukaryota; Fungi; Ascomycota; Dothideomycetes; Pleosporales; Pleosporaceae
Product: dolichyl-P-Man:Man(5)GlcNAc(2)-PP-dolichol alpha-1,3-mannosyltransferase
Exons: 2
Coding region: 1-852 (283 amino acids)
Source: RefSeq, a predicted model, not a curated record